Molecule: messenger RNA, 8624 nt
Organism: Aureobasidium pullulans EXF-150
Lineage: Eukaryota; Fungi; Ascomycota; Dothideomycetes; Dothideales; Saccotheciaceae
Exons: 6
Coding region: 94-8358 (2754 amino acids)
Molecular function (GO): glycosyltransferase activity
Source: RefSeq, a predicted model, not a curated record
GCAUUGGCAUACUACCGCUUCGAUGAAUUUUCGCUGCGGCAUACCGAUGGAGGCCGAGUUCACGCAUUGCAAGCAUCCAGAUGCCAGAUAAUCAUGGCAUCCUUCUUUCAGCCAUCUUUGACUGGACCGGAUGUCGAUGUUGCUCCUGGCACAAAAUUUGCAAUUGUUUGGAAUGCAACGCUAAAGGGAUCUCAGCUCACUCUUUACUGGUACCAAACCCUUGUCAUCACAGUCGGGUGCACCUUCUUCGUCGUUGGGCUCGCAAACUUGAUAUUGCAAUACACCCGAAAGAAGCGACGCUUAAAGAGGAACCCUUUACCGCCGAGCAUCCAACGAUUUCUCCAGCUUCCGAAAGCGUGGUUACGACCAAAAGAACCAUCACCGAAAACACAAAAGGAUGAACGAAUUCUCGAUGAGAAAGCACCGCUCAAGCCUCUGUUCUCUCCGCCCAAACUGUCCCUGGUCAAGACCUUUUGCGUAUCCGAACAUGAAAUUCCUGUUCAACGGUUCCGUUCCAAUUUCGACCUGCACGUUAUUGGAUUGACCGGGGAAAGGGUAGUCGAGUCAGCGCCAGAGCCUGUGCCUGUUUCACCUGUUGCGACUCAGAGCAAUGGCGAGCGACCGCCAUCCGAAGUGCAGAGUCCUCCGGAAAGCGCAGUCUCGUCCCGACGUUUGACUCAAGAGUCGCUAGAGAGCACCGCCCAUAAUACAGCUCGGGACUCAAUGCACCCUCCCCGAGCGUCCGCCGACGUUCAAGAUGCAGGCCAGACCCAGACAAUCUUCUACGGCGCGCCGAAACCCACUGCAGGACUUUCAGGAAAGAGCAUACAAGAGAGAGCUGCCUUGAUCAACGAUCUCCGUCUCAAACAAGGAUUGCACGGUGUGGUGAUACCAUACGACGCCAGUAAUUCUGCUGAGGAGAUUAAUGCGCUUCUUGAGGCGUUGGGAAGCCUCCAUGUGUCGACUAUUCUCAUGGGCGAUCCUGAUUCGAAACUCCUCGAAUCAAUCCACUUUGGACUCAUGGACGGCCUUAUAGUCCAGAACGCCAGUGUUCUGCCUGAUGGUCAACGUCGAGAUUUCUUCCGGGCAGUACAAGUAAGAGAAUGUGUCGCAAGGUGCAAGCGUCAGAUGAAGCUUCGUCCUGAGUUUUUUAUGGGUUUCCUCGAGAUGUGGACAGUAAGGCCAUCUGCAGCAACGCUUCGACGAGCUUUCAAGCUUGCAGACUUCUUCGGAGCUGUGAUCCAAGCACAAGCGACUUCUCAGCACAACACUCGGACCGACAUGUGCCUCAGCGGAUUUGACUGGCUCAAGCGCCCUGAGAUUGUGUAUCUUCAAAAGUGUUGGAUUGAGAAUCCUGCGACAAAGGAGGUCUCGAGUCUCGACACUGGGAGCAAUCAUCUUGAUGUUCAAAAGCUAUCGGAGGUCCUCGGACCGGCAGAAGCACUCCUUGCACCGGCCCCCCUGCCUCCAGAUCUGCUUUUGGUAAAGGGCGAACAUUUGGAGACUGUCUUUAGCCCUGAUUACGUUACGGAUGCUCCGAGAAGGGACAGUAUCUGGGACGUAGCUAGUUGUGGAGUGCCACUCUGCGAGCUUGGAUGUUUUUACUUACGGGAUCAGAUUACCAUGGAACACUAUGAACGGAUCUUGCAGACACAGCGUGGCUUGAAAGAGUUGAAAAUGCUUCAAGUGUAUGCAGACAUCGAGAUCAUGUCGCUGUCCAAAACCAUGAGCACAGCAUUGAAACAUUCUUCUCAACCAAAACUGUUGCAAGGAAUGCUCGACUAUCUUACCAAGGGCCGCCUGCGAAUCUACAAAGGGUUGGAUAGUGGUCUUAGUUUGCCCGAUGAUGGUGGACAUUUGCUCGGUCUAUCGGACAGCUACCAGGAACAUGGGCAUCGUGUCAUUGACAUAUACAUCUCUCUCAAGAAUGUCCACGAUGCGGCCACGAUUUGGCACGUGUGGCUUGCUCGUCAUGGCAUACCGCGUCUGCAAUGCUACGAAGAAGAACUGUUGUUCUUGCCAGGCGCGCGUCUUCCGAAAAGUCUACAGCAAGAGCUGAACCAAUGCACGGAAGCCGAGUUGAUCUCGAUUGUUCAACAAAUCAGACUGGCGAACACAGAGCAUCCAUUUAAUAAGGUUAUUAUCGAAGUUUGUACUGCCCUGCUGCUCGAAGACAGUAGCAUGACCACCUGGAAAGCCAUACACUCCCGCGCUUGUCUCGAUGACUCGAUGAGCAUGUCAGAGAUCAUUCAACUACGCCUCGAACAGUUUGCAAAACAAGGCGCCCACGAGCUGCCCCGACUAGAUAGACUUGUUGAACUCUCUGAGCUUCUCGAACGAAAGCUACAAGACGCUUUAUUCGCCACCGACAGAUCCACCUUAAAUCAGCUGUCAGGUCCCUUAGUUGAUGCCUACAAUUCUAUCGGUACGGCUCGUCCGGCUGGAUGUGUGCUCGACCUCUACGGGCUGAUAUACUUCUGUUCUUUACGGAAGCUCGCGUAUGAGGACGUCUAUCUCGAAACCACCGACAGAUGUCCACUGUUCUUGCAACAACACGACCAAGCUGGAGUUUUCUCUGAACUUUGGGUUCUAGGCUCGCAGUGCGAGAUAUACUUUGGCAUCCUACCGCGAACACUUGGAGAAAUCACCUACGACAGGUAUCAUGAAUAUCUGACAGAUCAUCCGCCGCCACCCGAAUCAUGGGAUGGCAAGGACGUGUUCACCGCAUACUCGAACACAGAAGCUCGGAUCAAGCUUGAAGGUCACGGUAUCAUGUCAGGUUCUGGGUCUCCUGUAGAGCUGCCGGGGCAAGCACCUGGCUACAAGCUGGACGAACCAGACUCAACGAAAUAUCUUGCUGACGCCGCCGGUGCGUUUGGUGCUCUCUCCAUCUUCUGUUUUCCUGCUGUCAUCGACGUUUUGUUGCUUUCAUUCCUCGGCCGUGGCUUCUACUUGACAGCUUACAUGGACAAUGUGGUCGUAAACAUGGCCAACUAUGCUAUUCUUACUGCACUCCUGAUGACAGGUGGUAUCACUGGCUGGGUGGGCAGUACUGGUGGCUUUUAUCUCUUCAGCUUCGCGUUUGACAACAUGGCGCAUUUCAUUGUUCAGCGUUUUUCAGCGGCGUUCAUCCUGACCACAAUCGUAGCAUUCUGUGGCUUCUUCGCGUUUGGCGCCCAGGUGUCCUGGUUCGGUGGUUUCAUUUUCCUCAUCUACCUUUACGCCUUAACGACUUUCCUAAACUUACUUGGUAUGUUCGCUACGAUGCAUCGACUCGGCUGCCCUCUGACUUCUGGUCGCACUGCGAUGUGGAGAUGCAUACCCAUCCUUUUCAUAUCGCCAAUCCUCACCACCUUCGUCAACGGCCAUGAUCUACUGAUCUAUCUCCUUAUCAUUUACACCUUCAUCAUAACGCUCCUUGUUACCUUCCGAAACCUCCUCCACGAAUGGACAACUUGGCUGGCGAAAGUGCCAUCAGUGAAAGAGAAGGAUUUGAUGACGUGGUACAGCAACAAGAUGAAGGACGAGAAAUCUGUCUUGGAGAGCGACUCGCAGAAGCUGGCAGCUGCUGCUCGUCUUGCUCUGAGACAGGAGGUUCACAAAUAUGGAAACAGAAAUCUGUUUCGCAAACUCUUCAAAGACGAGAAAGGUACGGACCCUUUUGUCAGGAAGAUGGGCAUUGGUCAUCCGUAUGCUCUCUGGCUUCUCGAGAAAGAAGCUGGUGGAGCAGAUCUGCCUGAAAGUUAUACCACCACUUGGUUCGUGCAGCUUGAGCUUGCUUUUGCCAACCAGCGGCAGUUGAUGCGUGGUCUGAAGGAGCACAGUCCGUUCAUCACAUUUCGCUACUCUAAGUACGAUCUUGGACAAAACGUGGGACUGUUCCUUGGUGCUCUCAUGGACCGCUGGAUCGACAUUGUCAUGAGCGCUCGACGGCCUGUGAUUGUCACCUAUUUUGACGAUCGGGCGCGAUAUGGAAUCUGCUUUGGCCUUCUUUACUUCCUGCUUGGUGCCGUUGCAGUCGACUUGGUGCUGCAGAAGUAUUGGCCGCUGGCAUCCGCGCUUCCAGAUCGCAAGAUCACGGAAAUGUCUGUCUACAACGAAUUGAAAAGCAAUCAGAAACGUCUUCGCAACAUGUAUUAUCGCCGCGCUUUGGCAGAGCUUUUGUCUUACUUGGCCAUCAUCUUCGGUGUCAUGACCAUCUUCAUAUGGGUCUUUGUGAUCAAUCAUCAGUCCAUCGUCCUUUAUUUUCUGUAUGCUUCGGGAUACACAGCAGUGUGUCUGUUCCAGUUCAACCGAUGCUUUACUCAGAACCCCAAAGCGCAUGUAGUAGCGGUGCUGAUGUGCUGCGGUGUGGGGUUCGUAGUCGGAUGUGUCCUCCGUGCGGUGCCUUCGACAUCUCAUCUAUUCUAUGAUUAUGUCAUUGGCUUGAACGUCACCACCAUCUCAGCCGCCGUAAUCACGUUUCUACUGACUGGCUACUUCUCUUCACCUUUCAACAACAUUGACAACGUUGGAGACGAUAUUACGAAAGAAGAUAGAACUCGAGGGAAACGCUCAUCAGCCAGCAAGCAAGCUGAACCAAUGAGUUGGGCAACUUCCUUCAAGUCACAUGGCGACACUUUGUGUAAUCUGUCUCACAACACGCAUCGCAAGAUUUUACAGCACUUGUCUCUCGAUAUCGACGUAAAUGUACAAUGGACGAAGAUACCAGAAGACGUUCGCUGUCUUGUCUUGUGUCGUUUGCUGGGAGUUGAUGGUCACACGACCUCCUCUGCUCGAGCAUGGCUAGCAGCACAAUCAAAGAGCAUAGAAGAGUCGGAUGAGUUGCUCGAAGAUUGCUUGAGAGACUACAGAAGAAAGGUAACCAAUGUCAGUCAGGAUUCGGAUAACGCGUUCAAGAUCGCAGGCUCGUACAGAGAUCCCGAGUUAACCUCAGCCUUGGGCAGAAAGUUUGGAGUAGUCUCAAAGCUCAAGCGUUCUAUCACGAGUAUAGGCUUUACUAUCUAUGAGAUCGUUAGGUGGACAGCCCUGAUCUCUGGCGGCGCUCCAGAUGUCAGCCGUGAGCUGUGGUUCGCUUUGAGAAAUAACCCAUCACGAAAGCCACUCCUUUGGCUGCUGCUCAAAGUUUGGAAAGCCUGCUGGUUCGUCAAGAACUUUUGGACCUACCUGUUUCUGAUUCUCGGCAAGCCGUCUCUCUCUGUUUUUCUGGAUAUGAAAAACCGAGGAUUACCAAGGACGCUCCACGGCGAUAUUAUCACAGUUGACACACCCUUCUCAAAAACCACAGGCUUCCUGUCACGAGAUGUGGAUGGUAAUCUCGUGGUCGCGGCCUUCGACGGUAUUCAUGCGACUCCACCCGAGUCUCAAGCGCUCAGAGGUUUGGCAAUUUACGACUCAUCGUAUCGAAUCACGCAUUACGAGACGACACCAGGUGAUCACAAGAUGAAAACAACGUCCACCUUCGACUAUCAGAACAAGGAGUGGAAACGUUGGCCGACUAGGAAGAUUACCAAGGAAGCAUCAGGCCGCGAGGUCGUUUCCACAUAUGAUAAACACGGUCGUAUUGUCAGCGGAAGAUUGUUCCGUGGGGAUGUUGAGUUCUCUUUCGAGUAUCUCUAUCAGAAGAGGCCGAAAGGCAACACCGAGAUCCUUAGGGCCAAAUACACUCAAGAGGAUACAGAAGACACUCCACCUACAAUCUCGGUAUACUGGAGCGUGCAGCCUCGAUCUGGUUCCGAUAACGUCAAGCAUUGGGUUCCUUCCGACAAAAUUAGACGAGUCGUCGCAGUUUUGGAUGGUAUGACCUACGAAGUCGAUUGGGUAUAUAAGCAUGCAAGAGAUGCAGAUCUGGAAACGAAAGUCAUUGAUGAGACCGGGGCAGUAUGCACAGGUGUCGAAGCUCCGGCAUCUAUCUUGAUGGAUGAAUUUGGGCUACUAAAAAAACCAAGAGAUCUGUCCUUUGACAGUGUUGACUUGCUCAUCUACCAUCCAUUACGCUGGCUUCACAGGUUUCCAAAACAUGGAGAUACACCUUCCAAGCCACGUUCGUGGGUUAUGUCUCUGAUGCCCUUUGGCUAUUCACCAACAAAAAAGAAGGUCAUCUAUCGCAAGCUGCCGACAUCAGUGUUGAGGACUGCACUCUGGACGUUCUGGGCUAAACCACCUCAUCUGGAUGCAGUGUCUGCAUGCUUUCUAGACGAGAUGAUGCUUCGAAAAGAGCCUCUGCUUCAGAAAUAUUGGAGCCUUCGAGACGCUGGUCAUCUGCUCGAAGCUUCACAGGCCCUGGAUGAAGAUUUGGACUUGAUAAUAUCCGCCAUCGAACCAUCUGCCGAGGCGUCGCAAACUUGUCCACUUCUUAUCAAGGCGUCAGACUUGUUCGUCAUGGGUCUUGGAAAAGAUGCAAAUCAAGUCACAGCUCGUCCAGAGGAUGCGUAUCGCGAUACCUCAAAACUCACUUCUGUAAUCUUCUCUGACAAUGGGUGUUGGCCAGAUAAUCCUGGUGGUGUCUCAAAUUGUCGACGAGAUUUGGUCAACGGACAUACCACUAUCCGAGGUCACUGUCUGGCGGAGUCUGCCAAUGACUUCGGUAUCCCUAGGUACCAGAUUGAACAAAACAUCAACUCUCUGAAAAUUCUUCCGCUUUGGGGGUUGGACGGAAAAACGCCAUAUCACGGUGUGAUUGACAAUCUGCUCCAAACUCAGAUCGAUGAGAGGAUCUACGGAACGAGAAUAGAAGAAGAUAUCAAAUUCAUCUUCAUUCCUCUUUUGACAUCAUUUGUCAAGGGCGCACGCAUGAGACGCUACACUCGUAGUGACUUGGUUACCUUCAGCAAUGUUGUUCUAAAGAUGAACAGAUACUUUGAAAAGUGCGACUUCAACAAGACUUGGGACAACAAAGACGUCCAAGAUGCCUGGAUUCAAGCCUGGCUGAUUGACUACAAUGAUCCCAACAUCAGCAACUACCGUGACUUUUUCGAGAUUGAGCAAGCAACCAUGAGCGACUUCAAGGGCGCUCUUGAUCUGUACAUCUGCUAUUUCUUCAUCUACUCGGUUGAACUCCCAGCAGAAUGCCCUACCGUUUUCCAAAGCACUCAUCAUGGAAUCAGCAGUCUCUACGGUAUGCUGCUCAAGUAUCGACGCGGUACUACUUGGGGCAUCUGGGAUCAUGCAAUCUUAUGGAGAGAGACAUGCUUGAACAUCAGUCCAGCGCAAUGUUUACUCCCGAUACCAGUCCAGUCAAUGCUUCUCGCUGGUAUCAAGCUAGCUUGUCACCUGGCUUACACUCAUGUGGACAUUGUUCUGCCAUGUACGUCCGUCUUCAAUCCUGAUUGGGAAAUCGAUCUUGGCACGGAUCAAGGACUGCGUGGUAGCAAGAAGCUGUUCGCUCGCAAGAUCGACCCGAUUGUGAACGGUAUCGGAAACAUGGAUGCUUUCCAACCAGUUAUGGAAACACGAAGCAAGCUGCCAACCUGUGUGAUGCUGUCCAACGUCCAAUUCAUCAAGGACGUGAAGAAUGCUGUCCUAGCUGCGGAUGUUAUCGUGAACAAGUACGGCUUUAGCGAUUAUAGGUUGGUCGUUUAUGGUGCCCAAGACCGUCAGCCAAGCUAUGCACUGGAGACCACAACGCUGAUCAACAAUCGUAAUCUGAACGGCAAAGUAAUUCUCGCUGGAUUUGGUUCACCGAAAGAAGUUCUCAAGGAUGCUUGGCUAUUCAUGAACUCUUCGCUUUCUGAAGGUCUCCCUUUGGCCAUUGGAGAAGCUGCACUGUCUGGUAUUCCAAUUGUCGCAACGGAAGUUGGUGCCACGGCGCUCGUGCUCACGGAUCCAGACGACUCUACGAAGCGCUACGGAGAAGUCGUGCCUCCCAACGAUCCGGAAGCACUUGCAAGGGCGCAGCUGAGCAUUCUUGGUAUGCUGGGUCCGUGGACAGAGUAUACGAAUGACAAAAUCAAACCACCACCGCUUCCAGACUCUUUCAAGCCCGAAGAUGUUGCCUGGAUCCUCGCGCGUAUGUACGAGAAGGCGAAUGAUCGUCGCGCUCUAGGCCUCAAGUUGCGAGAUGUCGUCCUUCGCAGUUUCCACGGAUCGCGAUACCUCCGAGAGCACGAACAGAUGUAUUGGAUACAACGCAGCUGGGCAGAAACCCGUCGUUCUCCGCACAAACUCAGUCGACACCCGCCAGCCAAUGCCAAUUUUGGUGAGUCGAACAUCUACGAAUACGACGAUACAGCGGAUACUGGUGAAGAUGCCAAGGCUCGCUGGCAAGACUUCCAGCUGGACAUAUUGCAAGCAGACAGUCAUCCAAUGCCUCGCAAGUACAGCUUGGGCACAUAUGAAAGGGGAAUGUCAAGGGCAUAAUUAUUUUGGGGCUCUCAUGGACGAUGAACAGGGGAGUAGCGGUAUGUCAGAGUUCAAUUUCCUCAAAUUUACUUUUCCUUGUUCUUGGCAUACAUGCUCGUAUGACUUUUCAAUGCCCGACAGUGUGGAUUUACGUUGUAGGUAGCACGUGGGAAUGGUUUCGAAUACUCUUUAAAUCGACUCUCAUGUACUCAAAUAGGAGGAGUGAAGCGAAGAAACUCUUGUGAUUCGCUCCCACAACCACUCAAUGUACCCGUUACGACGCC